AUGGGAAAGGUGGCAGUGGCGGCGGCGGUGGUGUGCACGGCAGCGGUUUGCGCGGCGGCUGUGGUGGUGGCGAGGCGGCAGAUGAAAAGCUCCGGGAGGUGGGCCAAGGCGGAGGCUAUUCUGAGGGAGCUGGAGGAGAAGUGUGCGGCCCCCACGGCCAAGCUAAGGCAGGUGGCCGACGCCAUGACGGUGGAGAUGCACGCGGGCCUCGCAUCUGAAGGCGGCAGCAAGCUCAAGAUGCUCAUUAGCUACGUUGACAACCUCCCUACUGGGGACGAAAAAGGAUUGUUUUAUGCAUUGGAUCUUGGUGGCACAAAUUUUCGUGUUAUGCGGGUUCAGUUAGGUGGCAAAGGAAGUAAGCCCAAACAAGAAUCCGAGGAGGUCUCAAUCCCGCCGCAUUUGAUGGUUGGGUCAUCUCAUGAAUUGUUUGAUUUUAUUGCUGCUGCACUUGCGAAAUUUGUUUCUAAGGAAGGAGAAUGUGAAGAGUUUCAUCUUCCACCGGGCAGGCAAAGGGAGCUCGGUUUUACCUUUUCAUUCCCUGUCAGGCAAUUAUCAUUGGCAUCAGGAACUCUUAUAAAGUGGACGAAAGGCUUCCUUAUAGAAGAUGCGGUUGGACAAGACGUUGUAGAAGAGCUGGUGAAAGCAAUGGAAAGAGCAAACCUUGAUAUGCGUGUGGCUGCUUUGGUCAACGAUACUGUCGGGACAUUAGCCGGUGGAAGGUAUGACAAUCCGAAUGUGGUUGCAGCUGUUAUACUCGGAACGGGAACUAAUGCAGCUUAUGUCGAACGUGCACAUGCAAUUCCUAAAUGGCAGGGUUUGCUACCUAAAUCGGGAGAGAUGGUUAUAAACAUGGAAUGGGGUAAUUUUCGGUCAUCACAUCUACCGCUUACGGAGUAUGAUCUGAGUCUUGAUGCUGAGAGUUUAAACCCUGGAGAACAGAUUUUCGAGAAACUUAUUUCUGGCAUGUAUCUGGGGGAAAUUGUUCGUAGGGUUUUGUGCAGGAUGGCAGAGGAGGCGUGCUUUUUCGGAGAUAAUAUCCCACCAAAACUGAAAAUUCCCUUCAUAUUGAGGACCCCAGACAUGUCUGCCAUGCAUCACGACACUUCAUCUGAUCUCAGGGUGGUCGGGAGCAAGCUAAAGGACAUCUUGGAGGUGCCUAGCUCGUCCCUGAAGAUGAGGAAAAUGAUUGUGGCCAUAUGCGACGUUGUGGCCUUGCGCGGGGCCCGGCUCGCGGCUGCUGGCAUCCUCGGAAUUCUGAAGAAGCUCGAUAGGGACACGAGCAGCAGUGAGAGGUCUGUGGUGGCAGUGGACGGUGGGUUGUUCGAGCACUACACGAAAUUUAGGAACUGUAUGGACGCUACUCUCAAGGAGCUACUGGGAGAAGGAGCAGCUAAUGGGGUUGUGCUCGAGCUCUCGAAUGAUGGCUCGGGUAUUGGGGCUGCUCUCUUGGCAGCCUCUCAUUCCCAAUACAUUCAAGCCGAGGAAUAUUGA
Molecule: messenger RNA, 1491 nt
Organism: Striga hermonthica
Lineage: Eukaryota; Viridiplantae; Streptophyta; Magnoliopsida; Lamiales; Orobanchaceae
Source: the annotation of a GenBank genome assembly